AUGUCAAUCCGAGUGACGCGGUCGCAGACUGGAAAUACGCCUAGCAAGCCUGAACGUCCUGGUUAUGUUGAGACUCCUGGACGGAGGAGGUCGCAACGCAAAUCUUUCAAUCGGAACAUUGAUGACGCGUAUGAUUCGACGCCGGAGCCGGAGGCAUUCUCACAGUUCGAUACGACUGUUGUGAAGAAUGGGAAUGGAGAGGCUAAGCGUAGUGUAUAUACCAAUGGGCAUACGAAUGGACACACGAAUGGACACGUAAACGGAAGCGCGAAUGGACACGCCAAAGAAUUAUCCAAGAAGGAUGCGCACGAAUUCAAGAUGGAGGCGGACAAGAACUUCGCGAAAAGAGACUCAUCUGGCCAAUCAGAGUUUGGGGGUGCCCUUGGAAUGAGUGCCAUGAUGAUUGGAUUUCCCGCCCUCAUGUACUACAUGUGGAUCGGAGCCAUCUUCUACGAUGGCAAGUUCCCCAAGCCAGCUGAUGGUCAGAGCUGGCAGCAGUUCUUUGAGCACUUGUGGUUUCUCGUCAAAACGGAAGCAUACCCAAACAACCGCGCAUGGAGGAUCUAUUGGUUCUUUGGACUCGGCCAAAUGGCUUUCUACAUGCUCAUGCCGGGAGUGUACCGUAAGGGUAAGGCUCUACCUCACAUGGGCGGCAAGCAGCUCGACUACUACUGCUCCGCCAUGUGGUCCUUUUACUCCAGCAUCAUUAUCAUGCUGGUUCUUCACUUCACUGGAAUCUUCAAGCUUUACAGUCUCAUCGAUGAGUUUGGGCACAUCAUGAGUGUCGCCAUCAUCUCUGGCUUUAUGUGCUCAGCUAUUGCAUACGUCUCAGCGCUGGUACGUGGAGUUACCAUUCGCAUGACCGGCUCUCCCAUUGUCGACUUUUUCCUGGGUGCAGAGCUCAACCCAAGGCUUUUCGGCAUCCUCGAUUUCAAGAUGUUCCUCGAGGUCCGCAUUCCUUGGUUCAUCCUCUUCUUCUUAUCCCUAGGCACAUGUUUAAAGCAGUACGAGCAAUACGGAAAGCCGUCAAUGGAAGCAAUAUUCCUCCUCUUUGCUCAUUACCUCUACGCCGGCGCCUGCGCAAAGGGCGAGCAUUUGAUCAUCACAACCUGGGACAUGUAUUACGAAAAGCUCGGCUUUAUGCUCAUCUUCUGGAACAUGGCUGGCGUGCCCCUGUCCUACUGCCAUUGCACCCUCUUCAUCGCAACGCACCACCCAUCAGAGUACACAUGGCCGGCGUGGUUCAUUGCGCUCCUCACUCUUGGAUAUCUCGGCAUGUACUACAUCUGGGAUACCACCAACUCGCAAAAGAACCAGUUCCGCCAAGAAGAACGCGGCGUCGUCGAAGAGCGCACCACAUUUCCCUACUUCAAGUACGGGCGCAUUGCAAACCCCAAGACUAUAUCUACGCAAGCCGGUACUAAGAUUCUCGCUGAUGGGUGGUACGGCAAGGCGCGCAAGAUACACUACACGUGCGAUCUUUACUUCGCUCUCUCAUGGGGUCUUAUCACAGGCUUCAAGUCGCCCUUCCCGUGGUUCUAUUCUGUAUUUUUCACUGGCAUGAUUAUCCACCGUGCGCUAAGAGACAUUGAGAAGUGUAGAGAAAAGUAUGGUGAAGCGUGGAGGGAAUAUGAGAGGCAGGUGCCUUACCUUUUCAUACCCGGUAUCUUCUAG
Molecule: messenger RNA, 1674 nt
Organism: Cucurbitaria berberidis CBS 394.84
Lineage: Eukaryota; Fungi; Ascomycota; Dothideomycetes; Pleosporales; Cucurbitariaceae
Exons: 3
Coding region: 1-1674 (557 amino acids)
Biological process (GO): ergosterol biosynthetic process
Cellular component (GO): endoplasmic reticulum membrane
Molecular function (GO): Delta24(24-1) sterol reductase activity
Source: RefSeq, a predicted model, not a curated record